Messenger RNA from Cololabis saira (Pacific saury), 2380 nucleotides. It is a transcript of the gene atad3, whose product is annotated as ATPase family AAA domain containing 3. Lineage: Eukaryota; Metazoa; Chordata; Actinopteri; Beloniformes; Belonidae. Gene Ontology annotation, cellular component: mitochondrion. The record is from RefSeq and is a predicted model, not a curated record. The transcript is spliced from 16 exons. Gene Ontology annotation, molecular function: ATP hydrolysis activity; zinc ion binding; ATP binding. Bases 111 to 2117 code for a protein of 668 amino acids. Gene Ontology annotation, biological process: mitochondrion organization.
AGUGACACGCGUGGAGGAAGUUCAGUGACAGAUUUGCAGCAGCAGCUCCACGCAGAACCGGCUAAACUGGGCUUUUUCUAAAGUAGUUUUUUUUUGCUGCUAACGGUAAGAUGUCGUGGUUGUUCGGACUCAACAAGGGCCAGCCGGAGCCGCCUCCGGGUUUACCGCUGGAGCCUCCCCCUCCUCCGCCGGCCGGAGGCUCCGGCGGCGGGGGAGAUAAACCCAAGGACAAAUGGAGCAACUUCGAUCCCACCGGGCUGGAGCGGGCUGCCCAGGCGGCCAAGGACCUCGACAAGUCCCGUCAUGCUAAAGAAGCUUUGGACUUGGCCCGAAUGCAGGAGCAAAGCACUCAGCUGGAGCAUCAGACUAAAUUGAAGGAGUACGAGGCCGCGGUGGAGCAGAUCAAAGGUGACCAGAUACGACUUCAGGGUGAAGAGAGGAGGAAAACUCUGAAUGAAGAGACCAAACAGCAUCAAGCGAGAGCUCAGUACCAGGAUAAGCUAGCCAGACAGCGAUAUGAGGACCAACUGCGACAACAGCAAGCUUUAAAUGAGGAUAACCUUCGCAAGCAGGAGGAGUCUGUGCAGAAGCAAGAGGCUAUGAGGAAAGCAACAAUAGAGCACGAGAUGGACCUGAGACACAAGAAUGAGCUCCUGCGCAUAGAAGCAGAGUCUAAAGCUCGAGCCAAGGUAGAGAGAGAAAACGCUGAUAUAAUCCGCGAGCAAAUCCGCCUGAAGGCUGCAGAGCACCGACAGACCGUCCUGGAAUCCAUAAAGACUGCAGGUGCUGUGUUUGGAGAAGGAUUCAGGGCUUUUGUGUCGGACUGGGACAAAGUCACUGCCACGGUGGCAGGAUUAACUCUUUUAGCUGUGGGAGUGUAUUCAGCUCGAAACGCAACAGGGGUGGCAGGACGUUACAUUGAGGCCAGGCUUGGGAAGCCGUCUCUAGUGCGGGAGACGUCCCGAUUCACUGUAGCAGAGGCAAUCAAGCAUCCCGUCAAGACGACCAAAAGGCUGAAGAGUAAACCCCAGGACGCCCUUGAGGGAGUUGUGCUCAGUCCUACCUUGGAGGAGCGUGUGCGUGACAUUGCCAUAGCAACAAGAAACACAAGGCAAAACAGGGGGCUGUACAGGAACAUCCUCAUGUACGGCCCCCCAGGGACAGGCAAAACGCUGUUUGCUAAGAAGCUGGCAGUGCAUUCUGGAAUGGAUUACGCCAUAAUGACUGGUGGUGACGUUGCACCCAUGGGCCGCGAUGGGGUGACUGCUAUGCACAAAGUUUUCGACUGGGCCAAUACAAGCCGGCGCGGACUGCUGCUUUUUGUUGAUGAAGCUGAUGCAUUUCUGCGCAAAAGAUCAACUGAGAAGAUUAGUGAAGACCUCAGAGCCACUUUGAAUGCAUUCUUGUAUCGCACUGGGGAACAGAGCAACAAGUUUAUGUUGGUGUUGGCCAGUAAUCAGCCAGAGCAGUUUGAUUGGGCCAUAAAUGACCGCAUUGAUGAAAUAGUGAAUUUUGCCCUGCCGGGUCCUGAUGAGAGGGAGCGGCUGGUGCGGUUGUACUUUGACAAAUAUGUACUGGAGCCGGCCACUGGGGGGAGACAGAGGAUGAAGCUGGCGCAGUUUGACUACGGCCUAAAGUGCUCUGAGAUAGCAAAGAGGACAGAGGGAAUGUCGGGAAGAGAGAUCUCCAAGCUGGGUGUUGCCUGGCAGGCGGCAGCAUAUUCUUCAGAGGAUGGUGUGCUGACGGAGGCUAUGAUUGACGCCCGCGUCGAUGACGCCGUCAAGCAGCACCGUCAGAAGAUGGACUGGCUGCACGCGGAGGAGGAGGUUCCAACGAAGAUCCUCACACCAGCAGCAGCUGGGGCGGCAGGCGGUGUAGGAAAAAUGGGAUUUACUUUGCCCCUGAGUGAGACGCCUCAGGCCCGGGAGGUGAUCGCUCUGCUCCUUCAGGAAGAAGCAAAACAAAGUUUGAAAAGUGCUGCUCCAGCUGCACGAGACUGUGAAGAUGCUGCCAAAGCAGAAGAUAAGACGACGGAGAAAGACCACAAUCAACCUGAUGCCUCAACUUACAGCGACAAGACUGGUUCCUCUUCUCCAAAGGAUGGAACUCCUGUUUGAGAUUUAGCGACUGCUCUGGAUUACAAGAUUAAUGUCCUGCCUUCUUAACUAACUAGUCUGUCAGCUUAUGUCAAAGGCCUGUUGGAUUGUCUUUAAGACUGUAGAUUGGUUUACAGUUGGGAAAGAUAAACGAUUAACUUUUCACAACAGAAAUGAUGCCUCAAGCUCUUGAAUUUUAUUGUAUAAUGUAUCCACUGUAAAAGUGUACUUUACUUAGAACAGGCAGUGUCUGUAAUUACUAUAUAAAUGUUGUGCAACGUGAA